Molecule: messenger RNA, 548 nt
Organism: Aedes aegypti (yellow fever mosquito)
Lineage: Eukaryota; Metazoa; Arthropoda; Insecta; Diptera; Culicidae
Exons: 3
Coding region: 104-436 (110 amino acids)
Cellular component (GO): extracellular region
Molecular function (GO): hormone activity
Source: RefSeq, a predicted model, not a curated record
GGAUUUCUAGACGGCCUCAGUCGAGUAGAGAGUUUCAUUCAACGAUAGCUAAUUUGGACAUAUACUUUUGUGCAAGUGACCUCAGGAUAAUACUUCCAGUAAAAUGUGUUCUCUAAGGCGAAAUAGCAUCAAUAAGCUCAUUGUGUUCGCCGUGCUUUGUAUGGUGCUGACAUCGUCGCUUUCGUACGCACAAGUAACUUUCUCGCGCGAUUGGAACGCCGGUAAGCGGUCACUGGCAGAAGCUGCACAAUCGACGGGCGAAUGUGCUGCCAUAUGGCGGUCGGUUACGAACCUUUGUGCUGCCGUUACGAAAAACAUUCAGCACCUCACGAUGUGCGAAGCAAGAGCAUUGAUGAAGAAUUUGCAGAGCGAGGAUGCUUCGAUGGAGAAUAAUGGUGGCGGAGGGCUUCCCUUAUUUUCGAAUGGGCACCUGUAAUGGAAUCUGAUAUGCACCGCAAUGGCACAACGAGGAUGACCUUCUGGAUCAAAUGUUUCAAACACUAGCGACGAACGAAAUGUUGAUAAUAUAGAGCUACGUACAACAUAAA